AAAUCCCAAAAACGAAAAUUAAACGUUUACGGAAAAGAAAACUUCAAGCCAGAAUCUCCAACCAUAACGCUUAUUUGUCUAGUAAAAGGAGACCCUCCAAUGAACGCCUUUUCAAUUGAUAUUGAUAAGAAUAUAACUGUCCAUAAGCUUAAAAAGGCAACUAAAAGUGAAAAAGCGCCUGAAUUCGACAAUAUUGCUCCAGAUAGGCUCGAGUUGUGGAGAGUAAAUAUACGUGACGAUAGCAAUGAAUUAGCAAACAUAGAUCUACAUAAUUACGACCAACUCAGGGCGACUAAAAAAAUAAAGACAUACUUUGAAGUACUUUCUGAAGAUCACAUUCAUUUAAUUGUCUCACCACCGGUAUUUACAAGCGCAUCAGUACAAGAAGUAUUGUCAAUUAAACCUCCAUCAGUAUCGGCGCGCCAUUCCGAAUUUUUCCAAUCAAUUCAGAAUCCACCGGUGAUUUUAAAUCAUCGACCUUCAGGUUGUACAGGGCCACCAGUUAUAUUUUACAAUGAAAUAUUUAAUAAGUUUGUUGCUGAUUUCAAGAAUGAAAAUCUACCAAUUCCGCCAAAUAUCUUAGAAAUGGUUGAUAUUUUUGUAAAGGACAUGGAAAAUGGAUAUAGCACUGAAGAAGGCCGUUGUGAAAUAUUGGAGAAGCAUUUGAAAAAUGUGAUUGGACCUAUGGAGAAGGUUGAGAAUAGUGAUAAAACAAAGAGUGACCGUGUAGUAACAAUACUUGCUCAAUCAUCUAUUACAUUUGCAUUGGUAGUGCUUGCUGAAGUGAAGAAUGAAAUCGGCACUGGGUCUUGUGACCCUACCAUACAAGACCCUCUUACUGAUUUCAUUCCUUUAAUGCAAUUUUAUAAUAAUAGUUAUUACAAAAGAAUUGCUCGGCUUCUUGAAGCUUUACACCUUGCUUCUAUACGUUUGAAAACAUUCUAUGAAGAAUUAAAUAUGUCCGACCCAUGUGACCAACGAUUUUACCCAUUUCUUCAUCAAUAUUCAGAUGAUUUUGGAAAUAAUAUACCAUUUAAUUACAAUGAUCUGUUUAUGGAAGAUUGUACAGAGUUUGUUUGGAGAGCAACAACAGAAGACAAAUCCUCAAUUAUUAUAAAAUAUACACAAACAUACAACGUAAAUGCACACAAAAUAUGUGCUGAGAAACAGUUAGCGCCACGGAUUCUUUUUGCAAGUAAUAAGGUCAUAGAUGGGUGGUGGGUAAUUAUAAUGGAAUCUGUAGAGGAAUUGUCAUUAUAUCAUGCUCAACUUACAAAUGAGAAUUAUAUGACAGUCAUGCAAGACAUAAAACAAGCAAUUAAGUUGCUCCAUGAUAAUGAACUCGUUUUCGCUAAUCUUUGCAGCACAAACAUUUUGGUUUACAAAGUAGAAAUGAAUACACGCGCAAUGUUAUUUGGAUUUGACUGGUGUGGAGAACACGCUAUCGGCCGUUAUCCAUUUUUGAUAAGUUCAACAGUUAAAUGGCACCAUGGUGUAAAAGCUUAUGCGUUAUUGGAUAAAACUCAUGAUUUAUUUUGGCUGGAUGCACUUCAGGAAAGGAAUA
Racocetra fulgida is the source of this 1564-nucleotide messenger RNA. The record is from the annotation of a GenBank genome assembly. Lineage: Eukaryota; Fungi; Glomeromycota; Glomeromycetes; Diversisporales; Gigasporaceae.